GCCGGGCAAGUUUGUUUCGGAGUUUGCGGCCCCGGAGUCCCCCAGGCGCGCAGGUGCCCCGCGGCGGCCGGGAUGGAGCUGCCGGCCGUGAACCUGAAGGCGAUCCUCCUGGUUCACUGGCUGCUGACGACCUGGGGCUGCAUGGUGUUCUCGGGCCCCUAUGCCUGGGCCAACUUCACCGUCCUGGCCUUGGGCGUGUGGGCCAUCGCUCAGCGGGACUCUGUCGACGCCAUCAGCAUGUUUCUGGGUGGCUUGGCGACCACCAUCUUCCUGGACAUCGUCCACAUCAGCAUCUUCUACCCACGGUCCAGCCUCUCGGACACCGGGCGCUUCAGCGCCGGCAUGGCCAUCCUCAGCCUGCUGCUCAAGCCCUUCUCCUGCUGCCUCGUCUACCACAUGUACCGGGAGCGCGGGGGUGAGCUCCCGUUCCGCACCGGUUUCCUCGGACCCUCCCAGGAGCACAGUGCCUACCAGAGGAUUGAUUCUCCGGAGGCUCCCGCAGACCCCUUUGCAGGACUGGAGGGCAAGGAUCAUCGUGCCCCCCAAGGGUACUGAAGCUGCCCUGCUUCCUGGCUCCAGCCCAGGGGCCACAUUGACGAACUGUGGAGGAGGCCCCAGCCACUUGUGUGCCUUGGACAUGAUUGUAGGGGUGCUCCUGACCCCCCUUUCUCGAACCUAACACAGAAUGUGUCCACCACGCCCCAUCUCAGGCUUGCCUCAUUCGAGCCCCAUCACACUCCUGUCCAAAGCUCCCCGAGGCCUGUCUGCCUUCCUGGGUAUCCUGCUGGAACUGGGCUGGGAACCAGAGUCCCUUUCCUCCCCUCCACCCUUAGCUGCUCUGUGCAGGCCCUGGCUGAGUCACACCUGAGCCCAGCAGGGUGCGGCCCCUCAGGGCCAGUAAUGGCCUCGCCAGCCAGACCCUCCAAGAACUUUGGGUCUUGGCCCCAGGAGUGAAGUCCCCAGGCUUCCUGGGAAGCCCCGGGCUGGAGGCAGGCAGUAGAGACAGCACCUGAGACCCACCAGGCCUCCCGCUGCCCUUCUGAGCCCUGCAUUAAAGUUGGGGAUUCUGUGUAGGGCUGUGUUUGGAGCCAUGAAUC
Messenger RNA from Talpa occidentalis (Iberian mole), 1097 nucleotides. RefSeq names its product angiotensin II receptor associated protein (gene AGTRAP). Gene Ontology annotation, cellular component: plasma membrane. Gene Ontology annotation, biological process: angiotensin-activated signaling pathway; regulation of blood pressure. NCBI's taxonomy places the organism in Eukaryota, Metazoa, Chordata, Mammalia, Eulipotyphla, Talpidae. Bases 73 to 555 code for a protein of 160 amino acids. The transcript is spliced from 5 exons. The record is from RefSeq and is a predicted model, not a curated record.